Messenger RNA from Macrosiphum euphorbiae (potato aphid), 300 nucleotides. The record is from the annotation of a GenBank genome assembly. NCBI's taxonomy places the organism in Eukaryota, Metazoa, Arthropoda, Insecta, Hemiptera, Aphididae.
AUGCAAAAACAUAUCGAUUCUGCACGCGCGGUCGACCGGCAAACUACAUAUAAGGGAGCCCGGCCGACACAACAAAUUGUCUUGUGUAGCUCCAGCAGUAACUGGCUAAUAUCACCACGGUUCUCGGCCACCUUUUGGAAGGCUAAAACCAACGGAAAUAUUCGGCCUAGACUGCUAGGGCUAUCCGCUGCGCAAAUACGGGUCAGAGCGUGCAGAGUAACUGCCGCCGCUGUCGUUUAUUCGUCUUUUUGUUUCUUUUCCGCGCACCACGCUCUCGGCCACCCUCCGUGGGUAGGUUAG